Blepharisma stoltei is the source of this 742-nucleotide messenger RNA. NCBI's taxonomy places the organism in Eukaryota, Ciliophora, Heterotrichea, Heterotrichida, Blepharismidae. The record is from the annotation of a GenBank genome assembly.
AUGUUACGAACUGUUAUGAACCAAUGUGUUUUCCUUACAAUUUCUAUACUAACUCAAAGUGUAUAUGGAAGUCAAGAGGAAAAUAAUAAAAUUAGAAGACAGGUGAACUUUCACUGGGACGAUGAUGACGAUCAAGAUGAUGGGGAUUGCUUAUAAUUAUUAAAUUAAAUAUGAAAAUAAACACUAGAUAGUCUUAUUCUUUCUCAUAAAUUAAGAAGAAUUAAUUAUUAGAAUAAAGGAGUAUUUAUAUAAAAUAAAUAUAUAUCAUAUCAGUGAUGAAACUUGGGUAUGAAUAAUUACAGGAAUUGUAGUUGCUAUUCUUGGGUUCAGCUUCUGUGCUUAUUGCGGAGUCAGAUUUGUGAAAAGAAGGCGUGUCCGUUCUGAGCUGAGAGAAAAUUUAGUUGAAAGUGUUAGGCAGCCUCAGGCUCCUUCUAAUUCGAAUCAAGCUUCAUAUAUCCCACCUCAAAAUAUUAAUCAGCUUCCAUACACUUAUGCGCAGCCAAAUAGCCAGGCUCCCCAAAACUCAUUUCAAAACUACCAAAACCAAUAUCAGCAGCCGCCAAAUCAAGUGCCAGCCCAAGCACUAUACCCUCAAUUUGGAGUUCCAAUAGUUCAAAAUAACCCACAGCAAGGGCUUUAUCCAGUACUCCAGCCAUUGCCAAAUCAACCUGUGCCAAACCAACCUUUGCCAAACCAACCUUUGCCAAGCCAGCCUCAAUAUCAAUCUAACUUUAAUAGAUAA